AUGGCAGCUAUCACGGAUCUCUCCUUUAUGUAUCGAUGGUUCAAGAACUGCAAUCUGGUCCCCAACCUCUCAGACAAGUAUGUCUUCAUCACAGGCUGCGACUCGGGCUUCGGGAACCUGCUGGCCAGGCAGCUGGUUGAUCGGGGCAUGCGGGUGCUGGCUGCUUGCUUCACUGAGGAAGGGGCCCAGAAGCUUCAGCAGGAUACCUCUUACCGACUGCAGACCACCCUAUUGGAUGUCACCAAGACUGAGAGUAUAAAGGCAGCGGCCCAGUGGGUGAGGGACCAAGUGGGUGAGCAAGGCCUCUGGGCCCUGGUGAACAAUGCAGGUGUAGGCCUGCCCAGUGGGCCCAAUGAAUGGCUGACGAAGGAGGACUUUGUGAAGGUGAUCAAUGUGAACCUGGUGGGACUGAUCGAAGUGACCCUCCACAUGCUGCCCAUGGUCAAAAAAGCCCGGGGCAGGGUCAUCAACAUGUCCAGCUCUGGUGGUCGCGUGGCUAUCAUCGGUGGUGGCUACUGUGUCUCCAAGUUUGGCGUUGAGGCCUUCUCUGACAGCAUCAGGCGUGAGCUCCACUACUUUGGGGUGAAAGUCAGCAUCAUUGAGCCGGGGAACUAUCGAACAUCCAUCCUGGGCAAGGAAGGCAUGGUUUCCCGCAUGCGAAAGCUGUGGGAGCGGUUGCCUCAGGAGACCCGGGACAGCUACGGAGAGGACUACUUCCACAUCUAUACUGAGAAGUUAAAAAACAUGAUGCAGUUGGCAGAGCCAAGGAUCAGAGAAGUCACCGACAGCAUGGAGCACGCCAUUGUUUCCCGGAGCCCCCGUAUCCGCUACAACCCUGGCCUGGAUGCCAAACUCCUCUACGUGCCAUUGGCUAAAUUGCCCACUCCCGUGACAGAUUUCAUCCUGAGCCGGUACCUUCCCAGGCCAGCAGACAGUGUCUGAGCUGGGGAAGUCCAGGUGGUUAGUGGAGUGUGGAGGAGGGAGGGGUAUGGCAGAAGGAACUGCAGGGUCACAAGAGGUGGUGUUAGGCAAUCGGGGUUCACUUUGCUUGGCUGACACCCACUGCCAGGGAAAUAUUGGAUAACUUCUAGCAGAAGACAAGUGCCUCUUCCCACUCACUGGGCCCCCACAGAAAGCUGCAGGUGCAAAGACCUGAAGCAUGGCCCCAAGAACAUCUGUCACCCAUUAAGGAUAUGGCUUUUUCUGGACCUGGAAAUGUCAAGGGGAGGAAAACAAGCUCCUGCGGAAUCAUGAGACUCUCUCAGUUAUCACCACCACUGUGAAAUAUUGCAGGAUAAUCAAGCUCAUGGAAGCAUCUCAACCACUUUCCUAUUGAUCUCUCAAUAUGCAUUAGCUUCAUUCCCACAACCCAUUAUUUGAAGUAUGUACUAGGGCAGACAGGGAGUGCAAGAUUAUAUCAGGUAAAAGUUUAUAUUUUCUCUCUAUAUAAAUUUAUCUGUUCAUUGGUGAUUGGGAUCCACAUAAAAUAACAUUCAUUUAUUUAAUCAUCAUUGGUUAAUUUUUCAAAUAUUUAUUGUAUGCCUAUAAGAUACCAGGCACUAUGUAGGUGCCGGAAGGAUGUAGAGAUGAUUAAAUCAUGGUCUUGGUUUUUUA
This is a messenger RNA of Herpailurus yagouaroundi (jaguarundi), 1614 nucleotides long. It is a transcript of the gene SDR9C7, whose product is annotated as short chain dehydrogenase/reductase family 9C member 7. The transcript is spliced from 4 exons. NCBI's taxonomy places the organism in Eukaryota, Metazoa, Chordata, Mammalia, Carnivora, Felidae. Gene Ontology annotation, cellular component: intracellular membrane-bounded organelle. The record is from RefSeq and is a predicted model, not a curated record. Gene Ontology annotation, molecular function: oxidoreductase activity. Gene Ontology annotation, biological process: steroid metabolic process. The coding region runs from base 1 to 942 and encodes 313 amino acids.